AUGUUUUCCAAAAUCGUAGCUCUUUGCGGAUUGGUAGCGGUGUGCCAGGCUGGUCUCCUGCCCGCCCCUGUGCACUACUCCUCUGCUGCCGCUGUAUCCUCCCAGAACAUCGUACGUCACGACCAGUCUGCCCAACACGUCGCCUACCACGCUGCUCCCGCCGUCCCCUACCACGCCGCGCCCGCUGCCGUCGCCUACCACGCCGCUGCUCCUGCUGUCGCCUACCAUACCGCUCCCAUUGUGGCUCAUGCUGAUGAGUUCGAUGCUCACCCCAAAUACGAGUACAACUACUCCGUAGCUGACAGCCACACCGGUGACAACAAGUCCCAGCAGGAGUCCCGCGAUGGUGAUUUCGUGAAGGGUUCGUACUCCUUCCACGAAGCCGACGGCUCCGUCAGGACUGUGGAGUACUCCGCCGACGACCACAGCGGCUUCAACGCCGUGGUGCACAACUCCGCGCCCACUGCCGCUCCCGUGCACGUCAAGGCCGCUCCCGUCUACGUAGCACCCGCUCACUACAUCCACCACUAA
This is a messenger RNA of Spodoptera littoralis (African cotton leafworm), 531 nucleotides long. The record is from the annotation of a GenBank genome assembly. Lineage: Eukaryota; Metazoa; Arthropoda; Insecta; Lepidoptera; Noctuidae.